UCGCUACUGGGAUCUACAUGGCAACCCGCGUCAUUGCGCAAGUGUCAGUGAAAUUUUUUAUUUGGGGCUCUUGCAAAGCAAUAUGCAACAAUAAUUAUAGAUUUUUUGCACUUUUAAAAGACAAAAAGCACCAAUUUAAAAUGACUUUCUUCAACUACAUCCUCCUGCCGAAGCUCUACAAAGAGUACAAAAGCAGAACACCAACACAGCGUUAUGAGCCAGCUGGAUUAGAAAAAUGGGGCGAUCAGAUUAUCACCACGCUCUACAUGAUGUGGAACAUCAGUUACUAUACAUCUCCUCUCAUCAUCACCUUCCUCUACCGACGAGGCUACUUUGUGGUGGAAUCUAUCUCCUCCCUGGCUAAAAUAUCCACAGGUUUGGGCAUCCUUGUGGCUGUUUCCCUGUGUAUUCGCGGAAUUGGUCGGUCUCAGUCACCACCUUACGUGAAAUUUGCCAAGAUCCUCAAUACAGUGAAGGGUAACAGUCGCAAUGAGGCAGCCAGGAAGGAAUUGCAGGAAUUUGAUUUUGACUUCAAAGAAUGGCCAGUAGAUUGGUCAGUGGAGGAGUGUGAAGGAGCCACACCAUUGCCCCGAACUGUUCAGAAACCCGUUCAUCUUAAAGGCAAUUUCACACGAUUGCCCUUGGAAGUAAUUGCCUACAUUGCUGUUCACACAUUCGGACUCAAAAUGAUCUAUCCAGGAUCCAUAAAGAUCAUGCAAACCUACUUUCAGCCCAUGCUAAUUCAGGGUCGAACAAAGCUGAGAGAAGAUGGAGGGAAUCGCUAUAAAUUAUUGACCAAGGAUAAGAAUGAGAUUGACACAUUCUUUGUGGACAAUCGAGGGAAAUCCACCAAUGGGAAAACCCUUGUUAUCUGUUCAGAAGGAAAUGCAGGAUUCUAUGAGAUUGGAAUUAUGUCUACUCCACUUGAAUUGAAGUACUCAACUCUGGGAUGGAAUCAUCCUGGUUUCGGUGGAAGUACUGGCCAACCUUUUCCUGAUCAAGACCAAAAUGCCAUAGAUGCUGUAAUGAAAUUUGCCAUUCACAAAUUAGGAUUCACUCCUGAUAACAUUCUACUCUUUGGCUGGAGUAUUGGGGGUUAUUCCAGCAUUUAUACGGCUGUUCGGUAUCCCGAUGUCAAGGGCAUUAUUCUCGAUGCCACCUUUGACGAUAUCCUGCCACUGGCUCUUCCCAGGAUGCCAGAAAGUGUCUCUAGCAUCGUGAGGAUGGCCAUUCGUAACUAUGUAAAUCUCCACAAUGCAGAAUUGUUGGAGCAAUACCAAGGUCCUGUUCGUCUCAUCCGAAGGACAGAAGAUGAAGUGAUUGCUGAGGAUAUGAAAUUGGAAACAAAUCGUGGUAAUUUUCUCCUGCUUAAGAUGCUUAAAUACAGAUUCCCCAACAUUUUCAAAGAGCCCCAAAUGGAAUUUGUGAAGAAGAUGCUUUCCCAGUCACUCGAUCAGACGGACUCAAACACUGAUGAUGGUCUCUGCCUGUCACUCCUGAUGACCUACACGGCAGAUUCUGGGCGACAGUAUCCCCUUGAGAUUGGUGCCAAUUUCACGGAGGAUCAGCGAAAUGUGAUGGCAGAGUAUUUGGUACGGAAUCACUUUGCAGAUUUCAAAUCUAGUCACUGCAUUCCCCUGCCCAUUGAGUUCUUCAAGCAGCCCUGGGACAUUCCGAAUGAAACUGACUUUGUCUUUACUUAAAGACACUUUGUGGCAAAGAAAGACAAAAUACGAGAAAAAAAAUUGAAGCAGAAGGUGAAGGUAGAAUCAUCUUUGAGAUGAUAGAGGCUUAUAAAGUCUCUUGCUCUUGAACCAUAGCCAGGGUGUUGUCCUAAAAAAAAAAGGUAUUUCAUGUGUCCUAAUCAUUCUGUUCUACUGUGCAGCUGAGUAACGCGAUGUUUAGAAUAAAAUUAAAGAAAUAAAAAUGCCCAUUAUUUAUAUCUUGUAUGCAAUAUUAUUAAAAUUCACAGUUCACGGAAACAGCUUAAUACACUCUCAAAAGUACACGCAGAGAUUUUUCAUUUUUUUUAAAUGUUUUUCAUUUUAUUUUAUGAAGGAAUUCUCACGAAAAUCCAGUUGGUUAAACGAGGCAAUAUAUAUAUUUCAUGAAAAUAUACCAUUUUUAGUUCCUUCUAAUAUCUUCAGUUUUUUUUAUUUUAAAAUCUUUGUAUCCUGGGCAGAAGGAACAAAAAAAUGUUUGUGCAGGCUCUAUUAGAGAGACAGAUCUAUUGAGGACAGAAGCGUGCUUCUUUGGAUAUCCUGAUGACUUUGUUUUUUUUUUCUCUUCUUCUUUUUACGUAAUUCUUUUAGGCAUUUGCUGUAUAAUUUAUUCUCACAAAAAGAAAAUUCAAUCUCAUGCAAUUGAGAGACAGACAAUUCUGAAUGAAAUAUAUAGUGUGGAAAAAUAA
Molecule: messenger RNA, 2410 nt
Organism: Phlebotomus papatasi
Lineage: Eukaryota; Metazoa; Arthropoda; Insecta; Diptera; Psychodidae
Product: phosphatidylserine lipase ABHD16A
Exons: 7
Coding region: 18-1703 (561 amino acids)
Biological process (GO): monoacylglycerol catabolic process; phosphatidylserine catabolic process
Cellular component (GO): endomembrane system
Molecular function (GO): glycerophospholipase activity; monoacylglycerol lipase activity
Source: RefSeq, a predicted model, not a curated record